This is a messenger RNA of Oncorhynchus tshawytscha (Chinook salmon), 6000 nucleotides long. RefSeq names its product ubiquitin-protein ligase E3B-like. Gene Ontology annotation, biological process: protein polyubiquitination; ubiquitin-dependent protein catabolic process. The record is from RefSeq and is a predicted model, not a curated record. Lineage: Eukaryota; Metazoa; Chordata; Actinopteri; Salmoniformes; Salmonidae. Gene Ontology annotation, molecular function: ubiquitin protein ligase activity; protein binding. The transcript is spliced from 29 exons. Bases 553 to 3750 code for a protein of 1065 amino acids.
GGAAAUGGGUAACCAAUAAUAGCUCCCCCAUUUUCUUUAGAUUUAAAUGAAUAUCCAUAGUUCUAUGAAUUGGAUCAAAGCUUCAAUUGAAUAGAUCCAGUUUAGACAAAAUAAUAAUUCUAACAAACAUAAUUUGUGUACAUACAGUGUAUCAAUAUGGAAAAGAUCAUGUAAAUUCUUUACUCAGAAAAAUACAUCCCACUUGGAAUGUUUUCAGUGCGAAAGUGCAAGGAUUAAUGGCUGCAAUCACGGAUCUCUUGUUAUUGUUUACAUUUUGAAACAGCCGAAGGCCUCUACUUUAUGGGGGUGUCAUUGACAGUGAACGAGAUGACAAAUUGAUCCGCUUUUGCUGGGCUAACCAAUGCGCAGCUAUAGCUCUCGAAGGGUUUCUGGAAACUUGGAUCUCGAGGAUGUUCAAAUGACUGCAGAAACAUAGCGCAUAGUUGCAAAGGUCAAGCCAAGAUCACCAGAGAAAAACACAGUGUACGGCUAGAUCAAAGUCAUGUUAUUGUUUUCCCCUUUACCCACAGAGAAAACCGAUAAGGGUGCACAAUGUUUAGUGCAACUCAGAGUUCCAAGUCUGAGUUCCUGGACAAAGCCAGGCAGGCACGUGAGGAGAGGAAGGGGUACAAAGAGAGGGAGAGAGCAGCCACUCUGAUUCAAGCGCUGGUCAGGAGAUUCCUCUGUCGCUGCAAACUCCAGAAGCAAAUAAGGAAAGAGGUUGAUGACUUCUUUCAAGAUGUCGGAACAACAAAAAGAAAUGCACUAUCAAUUUUUAAAAUUGCUCGGAAGUUGUUAUUUAUUUUUUGUCAAGAGGAUAAGCUGAGGUUUGAGAAGCUUUGUCGCUCCAUUCUUGGUAGCAUGGAGGUUGAAAAUGAGCCCAAAGUUUGGUAUGUGUCACUGGCCCUUUCCAAAGACCUCACCAUCCCAUGGAUAAAGCAGAUCAAAGAUGUUCUGUGGGUCUCCUGUAAUUUUCUGAAAAAAUUAAAGCCUGACAUCCUGCAGGACAAUAAGCUGGUGACUUUGUACCUUACCAUGCUGGUGACCUUCACAGACACAUCAACCUGGAAGAUAGUGAGAGGGAAAGGAGAGGCCCUCAGACCAGCAUUGACCCGGAUCUGUGAGAACAUCAUGGGGCAUCUCAAUCAAAAGGGAUUUUAUUCAAUACUGCAGAUUCUACUCACCAACGGAUUGGCGCGCUCCAGACCCUCUCUUACCAAGGGCACACUCACAGCAGUAUUCACGUUGGCAUUAAGACCUGUCAUUGCUGCUCACUUCUCUGACAACCUGCUGAGGUCUCUUCUCAUCCACAUCAUGUCUGUCCCAGCUGUCGUCUCCCACAUCAACACCAUCACCCCAGAGUGCAUGGCCACCAUACAGACCCACGACCUGCUGAGGAAGUUCACACUGUUCCUGAGCCGUGAGGAGCAGUGUGUCGACAUCUGUGUCUGCCUGGAGGGGAGCCACACACUGUGCUUGCUGGGUAACCUGAUUCACCUGGGCUACCUCAACGAGAAAGUCCUGGAGGAGGAGGCCAACCACUUUGUGAAAGACCUGACGGACAUGCUGUCCUACUGCCAGAGAUACGUGUCCCAGAAGAAAUCCAACCUCACUCACUGGCACCCGGUCUUAGGCUGGUUUUCCCAAACUGUAGACUACGGUCUGAAUGAGUCUAUGCCACUGGUCACCAAGCAGCUGCAGUACCUGUGGGGCAUGCCUGUGAUCCGGACUCUCUUCAGUGACGUGCUCAGCAAAAAGCUUGAGACCCAAGAGCCCACGCCUCCACCACAGCCUACCACGUCGCAGAACAACCUGCCAGUCAAGAGCCUCUUUAAGCGGGCGUUUCAGAAGUCUGCCUCGGUGCGCAACAUCUUGAAGCCGGUCGGCGGGAGACGAGUGGACUCCGCUGAGGUGCAGAAGGUGUGCAGUAUCUGUGUGCUGUACCAGACAGCCCUCACCACGCUCACUCAGAUACGACUGCAAAUCCUCACUGGCCUAACCUACCUGGAUGACCUUCUGCCUAAGCUGUGGGCCUUCAUCUGUGAGCUAGGCCCCCAGGGAGGCCUCAAGCUGUUCAUGGAGUGCCUGAACAACGACACAGAGGAGUCUAAGCAGCUGCUGGCCAUGCUCAUGCUGUUCUGUGACUGCUCCAGACACCUCAUCACGAUCCUGGAUGACAUCGAGGUUUACGAGGAGCAGAUCUCAUUUAAGACAGAAGAGCUUGUCACCAUCUCCUCGUUUCUCAACACAUUUGUGUACAAGAUGGUCUGGGACGGCAUUUUAGAGAAUGCCAAGGGGGAGAAGCUGGACCUGUUCCACAGUGUUCACGGCUGGCUGAUGGUGCUCUAUGAGCGGGACUGCAGGAGGAGGUUCUCCCCUGAUGAUAACUGGCUGCGCAAGGAUCUGAAGCCGAGCCUUUUGUUCCAAGAGCUGGAGAAGGGCAAGAGGAGAGCUCAGCUGUUACUGCAGUACAUACCACACGUCAUUCCCCACAAAAACAGGGUCCUGCUGUUCCGGAACAUUAUUACCAAGGAGAAGGAAACCUUGGGAUUGGUGGAAACAAGCUCCGCGUCUCCGCAUGUCACCCAUAUCACCAUUCGCCGCUCACGGAUGUUAGAGGAUGGUUAUGACCAACUCCGCCGGUUGCCUGUCAACUCCAUCAAAGGCGUGAUCCGUGUGAAGUUUGUCAACGACCUGGGUGUGGACGAGGCAGGAAUCGACCAGGACGGCGUCUUCAAGGAGUUCCUGGAAGAGAUCAUCAAGAAAGUCUUCAACCCAGCACUCAACCUCUUUAAGACCACCAGUGGCAAUGAGAGGUUGUACCCCUCCCCUACAUCCUACAUCCACGAGAACCACCUGCAGCUUUUUGAGUUUGUGGGGAAGAUGCUUGGCAAAGCAAUGUAUGAGGGCAUCGUGGUGGACGUACCCUUUGCCUCCUUCUUUCUCAGCCAGGUCAUGGGUCACCACCACAGCACCUUCUACAGCUCCAUCGACGAGCUUCCCUCCCUGGACUCUGAGUUCUACAAGAACCUCACCUCCAUCAAGCGCUAUGACGGGGAUGUUGGUGAUUUGGGUCUGACACUAUCGUAUGACGAGGACGUUAUGGGACAGCUGGUCUGUCACGAGCUGAUUCCUGGAGGAAAGACGAUGCAAGUCACCAACGAAAACAAGAUCAGCUACAUCCACCUGAUGGCGCACUUCCGCAUGCACACGCAGAUCAAGGAGCAGACGGCAGCUUUUAUCCGAGGAUACCGCAGCAUCAUCAACCCUGAGUGGCUGCACAUGUUCUCCACCCCAGAGGUCCAACGCCUCGUCUCCGGGGACAACGCCGAGAUUGACCUGGACGACCUCAAGAAACACACAGUUUACUAUGGAGGUUUCCACAGCAGCCAUCGGGUCAUCAUCUGGCUGUGGGACAUCCUGUCCAGUGACUUCUCCUCUGAGGAAAGAGCCAUGUUCCUCAAGUUUGUCACCAGUUGUUCAAGACCCCCCCUCCUAGGUUUUGCCUACCUCAAGCCCCCUUUCUCCAUCCGCUGUGUGGAGGUGUCUGACGAUCAGGACACUGGGGACACCCUAGGCAGCGUCCUCAGGGGUUUCUUCACCAUCCGGAAGAAGGAACCAGGCGGUCGCCUCCCCACCUCGUCCACCUGCUUCAACCUGCUCAAGCUGCCUAACUACAGCAAGAAGAGCAUCCUGCGUGACAAGCUCCGCUACGCCAUCAGUAUGAACACAGGUUUUGAGCUCUCAUAAAAUAAACUCCCCCCUGCUCGUGGCCUGCUGACAGCAAGACUAAUGGGAGAACGACUGAAGAGCGUCCUCCUUACCCAGGCUAGAGGCGGGAGUCCGUUAAGUCAGUGGAGCUUUACCAAAGUGGAAGGCAGAACACAUAAGAUCCCCCCCCCUUUACCUUUAUCGCAGCCUUGGAAACCAGAAGAGCUCCACCCUCUCUUAUCCCAAUCAGUCUGGAUUCUGGAAGAUACCCACCCCAAGGGCUCUCAAGCCCAUUUGCUGCCUGUGUAACCACGGUAACCUAUUUUCUGACCAGUUGUAGUCUUUGACUACGUUAGAUUUUUUUUCUUCAAAUAGACAAGUAGCUAAAGAAACAAGUGCUGUGGGAGCAACACAUUUGGAACAGUUACUUUCUGCUCUCUCAACUUUAACCCCAUGCUAAUAAUCGUAACAAGGAGAAGAAUGUGUUACCUAACACAUUGCCAAAAUAAAAUGGCUCCAUGUCUUACCAUUUCUUCUCAGGCUUAAUAGAACGAUACUUGGAUCUAGCACUCCCACGUCAAAUUAACUGGAAAGCAAUAUAGAUGCAAUGCAAGCCAUUAGACACGUAAUAGACUUCUCACUGGAGCAAAACCAUAGAACAAAGUUUCCUAUCUAUUGGAAUACAAUGUUAUCCAUGCAACUUUCAGCUGUCAUUCGAUGAGUCUUAAUAGCCUUGUUGAACAUGACGAAAGCACCUUUUUAUAAAGAGACGACAAAUCACCUCCUCAUGUUCAACAACAAGUUCUAACCACGGAGAGGUGGUCACCUGUUGACGCCUGUGUCAUAUUUAUAUUGGCUCUCAUGGAUUAAUUAAGGAAUUAAAUCCUGACGAUCUGUCUCUUUCUCUCCCCAUGUACACACACUACAGUCAGUCACCUGACAAAAGCAUUAGACCUUGUAUCUCUGUUCUCUAAUGUAUUGAAAUUAGAACUCAUGUUACACCGCAAUGCAUUUGUAACCCAAAGUGAUGCCUGUCUGUCAUGUCAAUACUUUCACUGAUCAUGCGGUUGUUUGAUACAGACAAAUGAUGUCCCAUUAUCUUAUGUCGUGGUUCUGGAGUCUUUUUUUGUUGUUGUUUGCUUUUGAUAAUUAAUUAGUGGCUCUUGAAUGUUUUUAUGAUUUGCUGUGAAAUAUCUGGGUCCUAUAACUACAGCAGACAACUGUUGUUUUUUCCGCAUUGCAUGUCGCUGAUUGUGACCUUCCCAAACAAAUUUGUUACAGUGAAGUCAAUCAUGAACGUUUCUCUAUUCACUAGGAUUUCACUGAAUAAUUCUCACUACAGCUCUGAAAAAUGCUGAGUGCCUCAUAUGUCCCCACCUCAUAUGUCUAAGUGUGGCGUUUGAUCGCGUUUGUGACUGACCAUGUCUCUUCGAAAUGGAAUCAAGCCAUAAACACACAGGACAAGGUAUUUAUAAGGACUUGAGCCUGCUUAGAGACAAUUCAAAUUCAACGCUCCUUCUACCGUGUCCGCCACUGAACGAACCAACCAACCAAACCAGGAAAGUUUGGUGUCAUUUGUCACUGGCUGUGCAUGCCAACCCUGUAAGGAUGCUCCCUUGUCUGAAGACCUUACAGCCACAUGGAAAGGGGUUACACAGGGAGCAAACCAUACUACAACAUGAUGUCAUGGGUUGGUUGAUCACCUGAAUCUGAAAGCAUUUCUUUUGUAUCCAUCUACCCUCCUUCAGACCCUCUCUUGCACAGAAAACCCUGCAAAAUACCAUGCAAAAUGUUGCAUUACCAGGGUCAAAUAGAAAUAGACUAUGUGGGGCAGUUGUUAGUAACUUGGUGGUGGGAGACAAGGCAGUUUAGGGUCUUAAAUGGAAAUGAAAGAUAAACCGGUUUAUAAAAAGCAAUAGCCUGUUUCUUGAUUCUGUAUUUUAUGCAGAACUUUUUCCUGAGGGGUGUACGUGUACACUGCGUGGUUGUUGUCAGCCAUAGAUGCGGCUCUGGUUGUGGUCAGCCAUAGAUGCGGCUCUGGUUGUGGUCAGCCAUAGAUGCGGCUCUGGUUGUGGUCAGCCAUAGAUGCGGCUCUGGUUGUGGUCAGCCAUAGAUGCGGCUCUGGUUGUGGUCAGCCAUAGAUGCGGCUCUGGUUGUGAUAAUUUCUAGUUGAAGGUGUAAUGCACCCCAACACCUCAUGGCAUUAAUCACUAGCUAACAGAAAACACCUUUCUGAUGAUGUUAUGGGGAUUAUAUGGGCCAUUAAACAAGGUUCUGUAUGGUUUUAUA